This is a messenger RNA of Canis lupus familiaris (dog), 705 nucleotides long. Its product is annotated as 39S ribosomal protein L21, mitochondrial-like. Bases 25 to 654 code for a protein of 209 amino acids. The record is from RefSeq and is a predicted model, not a curated record. Gene Ontology annotation, cellular component: ribosome; mitochondrial large ribosomal subunit. The transcript has 7 exons. Gene Ontology annotation, molecular function: structural constituent of ribosome. Lineage: Eukaryota; Metazoa; Chordata; Mammalia; Carnivora; Canidae.
GCUUCCGGCCGAGGCUGCGGGAAGAUGGCGGCGGCCGUGGCGGCCCGCGCCGUGCCCGUGUGCUUCCGACGGCUGCUGUGCGCCUGCAGCCGCCGCGGCCCGAGAGCCGCAGGGCCCGGAGCCGCUUCCCUGGGAUCUGCUUCCCAAAGAUUUGGUUCACAGAGUACUUCAGUUCCACAAGGGUACGUUCCUAAAACAUCACUGAGUUCACCACCUUGGCCAGAAGUUGUCCUGCCAGACCCAGCUGAGGAGACCAGACACCAUGCAGAGGUCGUGGGGAAGGUGAACGAGCUGAUCGCCACAGGCCAGUAUGGCAGGCUGUUUGCUGUGGUGCACUUCGCCAGCCACCAGUGGAAGGUGACCUCUGAGGACCUGAUUUUAAUCAACAACGAAUUAGACAUUGCAUGUGGAGAGAGGAUACGGCUGGAGAAGGUCCUAUUGGUUGGAGCUGACAACUUCACGUUACUUGGCAAGCCACUCCUUGGAAAGGAUCUCGUUCGAGUAGAAGCCACGGUCAUCGAAAAGACAGAAUCAUGGCCAAAAAUUAAUAUGAAAUUUAAGAAGAGGAAAAACUACAGGAAGACGAAAGUUAUCGUGAACCCACAGACUGUCCUUCGGAUAAACACCAUUGAGAUCGCUCCAUCUUUGUGCUGAUCCUGAAGCUCAUGUUUACAGAAUGUAAAAAUAAACCCCUGUUUUUGGACA